AUGAAGUGGAAGGGAGUGAAGGGAAAGAUAUUCCAGACAGGGGUAUUUUAUAUCUAUUUUAGUCUAUUUAUGAGUGGGUAUCUGGGAAAAUACACUCUGCCUGUUGUAACCUCAGAUUUAAAACUGGCUGCAGAAUGUGGAUAUAAAAUUAUGGAGAAAGGUGGUAAUGCAGUAGAUGCAGCCGUUACAACAGCAAUUGCUGUAGGGGCUAUGAAUGCAUUUGCAUCUGGCCUAGGGGGAGGUGGUUUCCUUUUAGUGAAAAUCCCAGAUGGAAAGUGCUUUGAGUACAAUUUCCGGGAGAGGGCACCAGCCUCUGCUAAUGCAAAUAAUUACAAAAACAAAGAAGACUCCAGUGCAGGCAGGAAGUCAAUUGCAGUACCUAGUGAACUAAUGGGACUAAUUGCAGUACAUACGGACUUUGGUAUUCUCCCAUGGGAAGAUCUUUUCCCAGAAAUAAUUAAGAUCCUGGAAGAUGGCUUUCUUGUACCCAGAGUACUAGCACAGAAAUUAAAAGAAUUUCAGGGAAAAAUACUAAAUGACAGAGGACUAUAUGAAGCAUAUACAAGAAAUGGAAAAAUACUUCAGGAAAAUGACUUAUUGCAAAGGCGUAAUUUAGCAAGAACCUUGAAGGAAAUAAGUAGAGAUCCAAGUAGCUUCUUCACAGGUGAAAUCUCCAAGAGUCUCCUGGAAUUCAUUAACUCAGAAGGAACAGUCAUCCUGCCGGAAGAAUUAAGCCAGCAGCAAGUCACUAGGAAGGAAGUAUUCCCAGAAAUAGUAAAUAAGACAGAAAUAUAUACGACAACACUACCUACCACAGGAUAUAUGCUUAGACUAGCAGCAUAUAUACUAGAACACAUAAAGACAACAAGUACUCCAUCAGAAGAACUCCUGCAAAGCUACUUAAUCAGGAUAUAUAACGAACUAUAUUCUAUUAGGACAGAAUUAGAAGAUCUCCAGGAUGAACAAGCAAACACAAAUAGUCUUCAAAUUCACCUCCAAAAUAGAACAGUAGCAGACACUCUCCUUCAGAGUAUCAUUGGAAGUAGUCCUUUCUCUCCUAAUAAGAAUAGUGUAGUAGAAGACCAUGGGACAACCCAUAUAAAUAUAAUUGAUAAAGACGGAAUGAUAGUUGCACUGACAUCUACUAUUAAUCAGUACUGGGGUUCUGGUUUAAUGGAUCCUGUCACUGGAAUCAUUCUGAACAAUCAAAUUGAUGAUUUCACUUUCUCUGACUUUGCAACGUACAGUGGUAUAAAACUAACAGGAAGUACUGUAAAUCAAAUAAAACCAUAUAAACAGCCACUUUCAUCUGCUAUGCCCUCAAUUAUCAAACGGGAUAAUGACUUAUAUAUUAUUGGGGGGUCUGGGGGUAUAAGAAUUCCUACUGCUAUUAUAUCUACGGUUGCCAGGAUAUUCUUGUGUGAUGAUCCUAUUGAUAAGGCAAUUGAUACGCCUAGAUUGCACUAUCAAGGCGGGCGUACAAUAAAGGUAGAAGGAAAGUAUACUAGUACUUUGCCUAAAAUGGGUGUGAAUUGGUUAGUACUAAGGGAUGAUGAAGAUACUAUCUCUAGUUGUGUGCAUAUUAUAAAGUACAACAUAAAGGAUAAGUCAGUUACUGCAAAGGCAGACAGAAGGAAAGAUGCAGCUGUUGUAGGACGGGAAUAUCUUAGUGCAGAUAGACUAGAUAGUGAGAAAAAGAAGGAAUUUGUCUCUUUCUCUUACAGGUUUGACUUCUCUGGGAAUCUAUUCAAGGCUAUUAUGGAUAUGUAG
This is a messenger RNA of Nematocida ausubeli, 1770 nucleotides long. RefSeq lists its product as uncharacterized. Gene Ontology annotation, molecular function: glutathione gamma-glutamate hydrolase. The transcript has a single exon. Gene Ontology annotation, biological process: glutathione catabolic process. The record is from RefSeq and is a predicted model, not a curated record. Lineage: Eukaryota; Fungi; Microsporidia. Bases 1 to 1770 code for a protein of 589 amino acids. Gene Ontology annotation, cellular component: plasma membrane.